UGAUGGUAUACCCUCGUAUCGUCGCGUUAAAUUACCAAUUAAUAUGUCUGGAUAAUAACGGCUCGAGCGUAUUUAAUCGUAAUUCCGCAUUAGAGGUGACCUUGAUUGGAUGUAAUAAAUUAUUUUCAGUCAUGAACGCUCUAAAUUCGCUCGGUGCUCCGCGGAUUUUCGUUCGGGAUAGGGUCAUGCACCUUUCGUUAUAAAAAUGGAUAAUUCGACCAGCGAAGACAGUUCGUCGGAUUACAGCACAGAAAGCUCGGACGACGAUGGCAUGGAAGUGGCGCAAAUCGGCAACGUCAGGCUCCAAUUGCCCCAAGGCCUGUGCGAACGACAGGACAUAUUCAGGGAAAUACUAUCGACCGAAACGUGGAAUUCCCUAUCCGAGGACAACAGACAACACCUGCAAACCUUCCUGCCCAAUUUCCCCGAAGACGACGAACUGGAGAAGACCAAAACCCUGCAACGACUCUUCGAUUUCGACGUGUUCAAAUUCACGAGCCCCCUGGUGAAGUUCCACGACGACCUCAAAGCCGGCUACUUCCGGCCCGACAUAGCUCGCAUGCGCAAGAUCAUCCGCAAAGCCGAACGAAACGAGGCCAAGUACCGCUACAAGUUGUACCGCAAGCAACUCAAAGACGAAAUAGUCGAAUCCCAACGCGAGCUGCUCGCCCAAGCCAGGCACCUGCCGCCCGGCGUCGAGCCCAAGCGACCGAAACGCCACACGAAAGUCGACUACGUCUGCUCGCGCACCAAACGCCGCUACUUCCAGACCCUCCAAGCCGUCAAGUCGAAGGCCGACGACGCGGGAUGCUCGUCGGACGAGAACUACCCGGAGGGCCCGCCCGGGUCGUUGUCGCGCAAACAGAAGCGCCACCUCAGCGGCAUCCGCAGCAGCCUGAGCAACGCCGACGAGCCGUUCUACAGUUCGACGAUGGUGGGCAAGGCGCACGCCUUUCCGUUGGACCUCGAGAAGUACAUCACGCCCGGCCACAAUCCGUUCUACGUCAACGACGACUCCUACAGGGGCUUGAUGCGCGAGCACAAGCGCCGGAAACUCGAGCGCGACGAGCCCGAAUUGAACACCAAGGGGGUCACUAUUGCGGACGUGGUGCGUCGCACGCGGUUGCCCUACAGCAAAACGACCAAGCAUCGAGCGGAAUCGAAGUCGAUCGGCAAGAAGAAGGCCAAACGGAAACAGUCCGAGCACGUGUUCAACCACAAGAUCUCUCGCAGUUCCAACUCCGACUCCGAUUCGGACGCCUUGGAGAACCCGUCGAGGAGCAAGAAACCCAAUCGGAACGUGAAAAUUAAGAAGGAACCGAACGCGACCGUCCCGGCUCCGAGUCCCGUUUACCAACCGAUCAACAGUAUUAGCCAAUAUGGAAAGAUUACGCCCGCUUGCGUAGAAGAUCUCGACGGUAUCGACGUGAUGAACAUCCCGAUAGAUCUCGACAACUCCGACAUCGACAUAUUGGAAUUGAGCAACAAACCGGAGCUCAUGCAAGACACCCAUUCGAAUUUCUUUUCGCUCGUACGGGACGUCGUGUGCUCCACUUGCGAUCACCGAAUGAGCAUGUACACUUUACAAGAACGGAUAAAAACGUGGCAAGAGAACCCGAUAAGUCCGUUGAACGAUUGGUACAGCUUCGCCGACAAUUGGAUCGACGUAUUACCGUCGGCCAUAACGUUUUUGUGCGGCAACGCCUCGGACCAACCCGAAGAUUUCGUACCGUACGUGGAGUACAAAACGAACUUGGACGUUUACCAAUGGAUAGGCGCCGGUAGGGACUCCGACGCCCUGUUGAACGGCCUGUGCGCCUUCUGGCUCGAGCACAAAACCGAAACGAAAGAGGCCGCCGCCGGUCGGGAGGAAAUCGACGUGGAUAUAACGGAUCGAUCGAGCAGCCCGCCGCCUCCGAGGUACCCGACUACUUGGACCGUUCGAAAGGCGACCGGCGAUGAGAUUAAAGAGUUUAGAGAACAGGAGAGGAAGAGGUACGAUAAUCCCCACAAGGCUUUUACCUAUCGGCACAACGGCUACGAAUCGGUGGUGGGGCCCAUCAAGGGCAUCUACAAUCCGGCGGUGGGGAGCAGCAAAGCGCGCGGUCACACGAUGCUGUCGGCCGACAGGCCGAAUUUCGUUACUAUUUUAUCGUUAGUGAGGGACGCCGCCGCCCGGUUGCCCAACGGCGAAGGCACCAGGGCGGAGAUAUGCGAAUUGCUCAAAUCCUCGCAGUACAUAUCGAGCACCGCCCCCGACAACGUGCUGCAAUCGGUGGUGUCGGGCGCUUUGGACAGGAUGCAUACACAAUGGGAUCCUUGCGUUAAGUACGACGCCAAAAAGAAGAUUUGGAUCUAUUUGCAUAGAAAUCGAAGCGAGGAGGAUUUCGAACGGAUACACCAACAAUACCAAGGAAUUAAUAAAACGAAGAAAACCCCGGCGAAGAAAUCCACGGCGAAACAACCCAAGCAGAAACAAUCGCCUGAUAAAUCGAAAACGGGCAAAACCGAAUCGCCGCCGCCGCCGCCGCCUCCGUUGCACGAAACCGGGCCCGUCAAAGCGGCGCGUCGGUCGAGCGUCGCCGCCGCGGUCCAACCGCCGCCUCCGCCGUCCGUCAAGCAACCGCCGCCGGCGCAAAAUCCGGCGGUGACGGUGCAAAGCACUCAAGCGGCGCCGCUCCCCGGACUCGUGACCGUCGCCGCCCCGCCGAAAGGGACCAGUCUGCUGUUGAGCAACAACCCGCCCAAGCAGCAGCAGCAGGAGACGACGGCGGGCGUCGUCGUCGGCGCGCCGGUUAUGUCGAACGAGCCGCCUCCGCUGGCCGCCGCCUCGUCCAACGCUCCUUCGAAGCAGGCGAAAGACGCCGCCGCCGAGGUUCUGAUGGGGAAGGGUUUGGGGAUGGUGCAAGCUGGUCGAGUGUCGAGUCCUACGCUGAAAAACGCCAAAGGUCUGGUUAAAAUCCUGUCGCCGUCUCAAGGCAAAUCGUUGAUCAUACCGACGACGAACGCGCAGUUCCUGAAGCACUUGCAGGAGCAAUCGGGCUCGCCCAAGCAAGCUGUAACGCAGCAAUUGCUCCAAACGCUCGCUCAGCAGAAGCAGAUUUUGGUGCAAAAGCACCAACAGCAGCAGCUCGAAGCGAGCGAACAACAACAGGAGAAACCCAAAGCGAAAACGCCGGCGGGCAAUAGCGUGCUGCAACAGCAAAUCCUCCAAUUGCAGAACAUCAAAAACGUGACGUUGUUGAGGACGUCGCCGACCGCCGGCGGCGAUUCGGGCGCCGAUCAACAGGCCAAUAUCGUUACGGUGGCCGUUUCCAAGCAGGCCGAGGCCGGCGUGCAGAUCAAGACGCAGGGCAAUCUGACGCAGGCCCAACAGCAACAGAUCCUGCAGACGAUCAAGCAGAAAAUCCUGCCGAACGCCGGCCUGUUGGCCAAUCCGCAGCAGAUCGUUCUGAAGCAGAAAGGCGGCGUGAUUAACGUGCAGAAAUCGACCGUCGGCGGCGGUUCGCAGGUCGUGGGGCAGCAGAAAAUUAACGCCGAUGUGGUGAAAUCGGUGACUUCCUCUCAAGGACCCGUGGUAGCUAAAGUUCUAACGAACGCUGCCGGUCAAGUGAUAUCCGUGGAAAGUUUGCUUCCGCAGCAAAAACAGGCCAGCGUUUUGUCGCAAGGCGCCACGCUCCGUUUGGCCACCUCCAAAACCGGCCAACAGAAUCUCAUCCACCUCUCGACGGCCGCCAAAUCGGCCGCCAUAGCGCAGCUCACCGUCGGCUCGCCGAACAACAUCCUCACACUCACCACGCAACCGAAGCUGGUGGUGCCGUCCCAACAACCCGCCACCGCCGCCUCCGUCGCCGGUCGCUCCUUCGGCAAGGCGCCGGGCGUGGCGAAAAUCAACGCGAAGGGCGGCGUCGUCGGCGGCGCGCAGCAAUUCGAAUUGCUCAACGCCAAAGUGGUGCAACGCGUCGACCAGAAGCUGGUCAUCGGACAGCCGAAGGCCGGCCAGACGAAGCUGCAGCUUCAGUUGCCGGCCGCCCAGGGCGGUAAAACCGCCGCUAACGGUUCGCCGCAAACCGCCAAAGGGGGCGGCGCGAACGCCGUGCGCAUGGCCAAUUUGAAUCUGAGCGGAUUGGGGUGUAAACCCGUGCUGUUGGCGAGCGGUAAGGCCGGCGGCGGUUCCAUUCAGAACCUGCAAGGCCAGAAUGUGAUAUUGCAAACGCAAGGCGGCUCGUCGACCGCCUCUUUGGUGUUGCAAAACGCCAACGUUAAAACGGCGGGUAGUAACAAUGUAGCGCAACCGACCGGAGCGAAUAGCAUCAACAUUAUCAAUCAAUCGAAUAUAGUUUUUAGUCCUCAGGUGAAAGUCCAAUCGGGUCAGCAGCAGGUGGUGUUCACGACGAAGGGCGGCCAGUCGCAGGGCCAGUCGAUCUCGCAGGGGCAGAUCGUGAUCGGUGGCCAUCCCGUUCGGUUGCACACGAGCAACGCGACGAACACGCAACGCGUGGUGCUCGCCUCGCAGGGACAGGGCGGACAGAUUGUCGCCCAACAGAUACUGUUGCCCGCCGGCUUCCAAGGCACUGCCAUUAAUAUUAAGGCCCUGCAGGGCGUCAAAGUGAUACCGAUCGCCCAAGCGGCCGGUCAACAAAACAAAGGAAUACAAAGCAGGCACGUGUUGGCUCACGUGGUGAAUUCGAGCGCGGCGAGGACGGCGACGAAUCAAAGCAGUCCUGCUGCCGCAUCGGGCGAUAAAAGCGUACCGUCGCAGGAGGGAGAGUGAUGGGGGCAUCGGAUCGAUAAUUCAAUUGUGUAUAUAACGUUGUUAAUUAAAUUAUUCUAAUUAUAAUUUAGUGAAGAAAAUGAUUAGUUAGACGCGACGAUGGACGUUCGCUAUAUGGCGGAAUAGAAAUUUCGAUAAAAAGAAAAUGUACAUAAGGGUGAAUUCGAGGCGCGCGCGUGUAUAUAUUAUUCGAUAUUCGACUUUUUUUAUUGCAAUUGUGUUAUUUAUAUUACGUAUUGUCGAUUGACGAAGGAACUUUUUGUAUAAAAGGAAUUUUCGAAUAACAGUAGUUUUGUAUAUUUAAAAUGCGAAUUUAUUUUUAUCGACUAUUAGAAAUAUUUUGAUUCAAAAAUUAAUUAGUUAGUUCUUCU
Messenger RNA from Phyllotreta striolata, 5145 nucleotides. NCBI's taxonomy places the organism in Eukaryota, Metazoa, Arthropoda, Insecta, Coleoptera, Chrysomelidae. The record is from the annotation of a GenBank genome assembly.